Messenger RNA from Cladophialophora immunda, 3445 nucleotides. RefSeq lists its product as uncharacterized. The record is from RefSeq and is a predicted model, not a curated record. Lineage: Eukaryota; Fungi; Ascomycota; Eurotiomycetes; Chaetothyriales; Herpotrichiellaceae. The transcript is spliced from 17 exons. Gene Ontology annotation, molecular function: long-chain fatty acid transmembrane transporter activity; long-chain fatty acid-CoA ligase activity; acyltransferase activity. The coding region runs from base 1 to 3357 and encodes 1118 amino acids.
AUGGCCAGGGCGACUCCAGUCAUCAUCGGAGUCGGAGACGUAAUUAAUCGGUCGCGAAAGGUGGAAGAUGCGAUCGAGCCUUUGGAGCUCAUCCGGCAGUCAAUCGAAACCGCGAUCAAAGACGCCAAUGUACCAAAGGCAGUUGAAGCCAAACUGCGAGCGUCGAUUGACAGCUUGGAUGUCGUCCGCACCUGGACGUGGCCGUAUGAGGACUUACCGAGUGACAUUGCGAAAGCAGUGAACAUCAAACCAAGCCACACGUUCUACAGCCAGCAUUCAGGAAAAGAAGUAGCGAGGCUAUGCGAUGCAGCGGCCCGCAGGAUCUCAUUUGGAGAAAUCAAGGCCGCUAUAGUAACGGGAGGCGAAGCCCUGGCAUCUCUUGCUGCGUGCGCGGCAGCCAAAAAGCUACCCCCUCCGGGUUGGACGAAACUUAACCAAAAAGUCGACUCUGUAUUUUCCCCUACCGAAACUGAAUUGAAAAGCAAGGCCGGCACCCUUGCCUCGACAUAUGCAAUCGGGGCGCCAAUUCAGGUCUACCCGCUUUACGAGAACGCGUUCAGAGCUCAUCGGGGCCAAUCUGUUCAAGAGAACCACAAAGAAUCAGCCCGGCUAUACGCAGAAUUUGCUCAAGUUGCAAAGGGCAAUCCAUUGGCUUGGAAUUAUGGGAAGGCAGAAAGCGAAGAAACUAUUGGGACGGUAACAAAACGGAAUCGAAUGAUCUGUUUUCCCUAUCCUCUUCUGAUGAAUGCGUUCAACACGGUCAACCUCGCCGGGGCAUGUCUGCUAACAUCCGCUGAGUUCGCCAAAGAGCUGGGCAUUCCUGCCGACCGUUGGAUCUAUCUCUUGGGAGGUGCCGGGACCCAAGACAGUACCGAUUUCUGGGAUCGCCCCAACUUCUACUCGAGCCCAUCCAUCUCGUUGGCGCUGGAUGCAGGCCUGGAGGCCUCCGGGCUUAAGAAGGAAGACAUCGACUUUUACGACUUUUAUUCUUGCUUUCCUAUUGUGCCAAAACUCGCCGCUCAUCAUCUUGGAUUACCUAUAACAAAGUCACCGAAGCCGAUUACCCUGCUCGGAGGACUAACAUCAUUCGGUGGAGCGGGCAAUAACUACUCGAUGCACGCAAUAACCGAGAUGGUUAGAAAACUGAGAAGAGGCGAUGGAACGUACGGUGCAGUCCUAGCCAACGGUGGCGUGGUCACCUACGAGCAAGUCCUCUGCCUUUCUUCACGACCCAGAAAGCACGGUCCAUACCCCGACAAAAAUCCACUUCCGUCGGUAAUACCCGCGAUUCCUGCGCCGACUGUGGUCGUCGACGCGGAGGGUGAAGCAGUUGUUGAGACAUACACCGUGGACUUCAGUAGGGAUGGUGCUCCUAUCCGAGGACACAUAAUCGGCCGGUUGAAGAGCAAUAAUCACCGCUUCCUAGCGCACCAUGGAGACCCUUCAACUCUACAGCAGCUUGCCAGUUGGGCUGUUGUUCUCGACUUGUUAAUCAUGGAGCAGAUGCUGGUUGGAGCUGCAGCCACUGGCCUUCUGGGCCUGUAUCUCAAUGCGAAGACGCAGCUGUCAGAGGAUCUACGACUGUUGACUGCGACUAAUAAGGUGGCGGGAGAAAUGGCAAAGGCCGAAAAAUCGGGUAAGAUGUCACUGUUUCACGUCCUGGAAGACAAUGUGCGCCGGACGCCUUCAGCACCAUUCCUCUUCUACGCGGAAAACGGCCAUUGUGAGACGUAUCGAGAAACUUACAACAGCGUUUGUCGCAUGGCAUCAUUCUUCGUCUCGAAAGGAGUGCGGUCCCGAGAUAUAGUGGCAGUUGCCUGUACGAAUAAGCCGACAUUCAUCCAUAUCUGGCUGUCUCUCAAUGCACUAGGUGCUGCGCCCGCCUUUGUCAAUUAUAAUCUCAACGGUGAUCCGUUGCUGCACUGUCUGAAAGUUAGCAAUGCCAGCUUGUUCAUCGUCGACGAUGAGCUGGUCCACAACGUCCACCCCUCCAAGGACAAGAUCGAUGCGAUGGGGUUUGAGACUGUCAUUUUUGAUGACCAACGGUUGGAUGCAAUUGGGGAUCUGGAGUGUGUACGCCCUGAUUGCGACAAUUUGAAGAACAACCUCGCGACGACCUCGUGCAUAUUUUAUACAAGUGGAACUACUGGCUUCCCGAAGCCUGCUCCCUUCGCCCUGUGGCGAUGGUACGGAGCCGGGAUCGCGACUGGGAGAUACCUACAUGUGACCCCCAACGAUCGAUUCUACACAUGCAUGCCUCUCUAUCAUGGUACCGGAAGCUCUUGCUUCAUUAUGUGCAUCUUUCAAGGAGCUUGCUUUUGUCUAGGACACAAAUUUUCCGUCUCGCGCUUCUGGGAGGAGGUGCGCAGCUCCAGGGCCACUCUCAUAAAUUACGUCGGAGAGACAUUGCGCUAUUUAUUGACUGCUCCCCCAUCUGCAAAAGAUAAGGACAAUUUUGUGCAUAGUGCCUACGGCAAUGGCUUGCGGCCUGACGUGUGGGAGGCUUUCCGCGACAGAUUCGGAAUCCCAACCAUUCUCGAAUUCUAUGGGGCAUCAGAAGCAACGGCAACCAUGUUGAAUUACAACCGAGGAUCCCUCGGAGUCGGCUCCGUUGGCCGAUACGGGCUGCUCCAGCGCUUUCUAACACGCAAGGACUUACUGGCGAUCCGCGUCGACAAUGCAACUGAACAAGAGAUUCGGAACCCAAAGACGGGACUUUGCGAGGUCGUUGGUGCGGACGAGCCGGGCGAACUCUUGAUGAGAAUCCCAGACCCCAUCCUGUUUUCAGGCUACUACAACGAUCCAGCCGCGUCGAAGAAGAAGACCAUUGCAAAUGUGUUGAGAAAGGGCGAUUUGUACUUCCGCAGCGGGGAUCUCAUGAGGUUCGACAGCGAUGGCUGGUGGUACUUUGUUGAUCGCUUGGGAGAUACCUUUCGAUGGAGGUCUGAGAACGUGAGCACAACGGAAGUCGCCGGUGCGCUCUCUCACUACCCUGCUAUCGUCGAUGUCGCCGUCUACGGGGUCAGUCUGCCGAAGCACGACGGUCGAGCGGGCUGCGCCGCUAUCGUAACCGACACCAAUGCCGCGUUGGACAUGGCCGCCCUGGCCCACUUCGCCAAACAGUCACUCCCCAAAUACGCGGUCCCCUUGUUUGUGAGGCUCAUGCAGGAACUGCCCAAGACGGAGAACAACAAGCAGGUCAAGGUGCAUUUGAAGAAGGAAGGGGUCGAGCCCGGGAAAGUCAAUCAAUUGCAUCCGAUAUAUUGGUUGAAAGGCGGAGUCACAGCAGGGAACGAGUACGUCCGAUUCACGGAGCAAGACUGGAGAGACUUGGAAAGUGGCAGAGUGAAACUUUGAGGCGAGACAACGCUCAAAAGGGUGUCUUCAAUGGUGAAAUGUUUCAGGAAAGCACCGAAAGGUUAUGGGAAUGUGGAUCUAGAAUAGA